Molecule: messenger RNA, 944 nt
Organism: Carlito syrichta (Philippine tarsier)
Lineage: Eukaryota; Metazoa; Chordata; Mammalia; Primates; Tarsiidae
Gene: DERL3
Product: derlin 3
Exons: 6
Coding region: 30-647 (205 amino acids)
Biological process (GO): endoplasmic reticulum unfolded protein response
Cellular component (GO): Hrd1p ubiquitin ligase ERAD-L complex; endoplasmic reticulum membrane
Molecular function (GO): ubiquitin-specific protease binding; misfolded protein binding
Source: RefSeq, a predicted model, not a curated record
GGCUGGCAACGCGUGCCCGAGAAGGUUCAAUGGCGUGGCAGGGGCUGGCGGCCGAGUUCCUGCAGGUGCCGGCGGUGACGCGGGCCUACACCGCAGCCUGCGUCCUCACCACUGCCGCCGUGCAGCUGGAGCUCCUCAGCCCCUUCCAGCUUUACUUCAACCCGCACCUCGUGUUCCGGAGGUUCCAGGUCUGGAGGCUCAUCACCAGCUUCCUCUUCUUCGGGCCCCUGGGAUUCAGCUUCUUCUUCAACAUGCUCUUCGUGUUCCGCUACUGCCGCAUGCUGGAGGAGGGUUCCUUCCGCGGCCGCACCGCGGACUUCGUCUUCAUGUUCCUCUUCGGGGGCGUCCUUAUGACUCUGCUGGGACUCCUAGGCAGCCUGUUCUUCCUGGGCCAGGCCCUCACUGCCAUGUUGGUGUAUGUGUGGAGCCGCCGCAGCCCUCGGGUGAGGGUCAACUUCUUCGGCCUCCUCACUUUCCAGGCUCCAUUUCUGCCCUGGGCACUCAUGGGCUUCUCGCUGCUGCUGGGCAACUCGAUCCUGGUGGACCUGCUGGGAAUUGCCGUGGGCCACAUCUACUACUUCCUGGAGGAUGUCUUCCCCAGCCAGCCUAGCGGCAAAAGGCUGCUGCUGACCCCUGGCUUCCUGUGAGUGCUGCAAGUGACGACCCUUUCCCUCCCCUCCCUGCUGGCUCCCCACCCAUGGGGGACCUGUGCUGGCCUCAGCUCAGCACAGGCCUCCCUCCACAGGAAACUGCUCCUGGAUGCCCCUGAGGAGGACCCCAAUUACCUGCCCCUCCCUGAGGGGCAGCCAGAACCCCAUCUGCUGCCCCCACGUCACUGACCCCACUCUAGAGACUUCUGGAAGGCCUCCAUCUUACCCCUAACCUCUGCUUGCAGCAGAGUAACCUGUCUUAGGGGUGCACCCAAAUAAACAGAAUGACCUGCA